Messenger RNA from Drosophila melanogaster (fruit fly), 3193 nucleotides. It is a transcript of the gene Kots, whose product is annotated as kotsubu. The transcript has 5 exons. Gene Ontology annotation, cellular component: cytoplasm. Bases 301 to 2979 code for a protein of 892 amino acids. Lineage: Eukaryota; Metazoa; Arthropoda; Insecta; Diptera; Drosophilidae. The record is from RefSeq and is marked reviewed.
CUGUUCUCUUUCUUCCCACGUUCGUUCAAUGCACUGAAGCGCGUGCCCAGCGAGCUUCGAAUUUAAACGCGUUUAGUGAACGUAUCGCAUGUUUGUGAGUUGUGAAUCGCGCACUUAAAUUCUAAAGGAUUCCACCUUUUUCAAAACGAAAACAUAGAAAGUUCUCGUCCAGCGUAAAUAGAUUUUCACUUUGUAUUUCAUCGCGUGCUAAAAGUUCUGUUAGCGCCAUUUUGCUGCGUUUCCUUUAACGCGCCGUUCUUUCAUUCACACGUUCUUGCGUUGUUACUUUGAAUUGAAGAAAUGGAAAAGUCGGAGGAAAAGACAUGCGUCGUCUGUGGCACUCCGACCAGAUUGAUGUGCCAGCGGUGUGGAGAACCGUACUGCAAUGAAAAGUGCCAGAAAUUGGAUUGGCAGAGGCACAGGCAGGUGUGCAUCAUUAUGCCACCCUUGGUGGAGUGCCGGCCUCUUCAACCGGCGUUGAAUCCAAUCCAGAGCGUAGAGAACCAAGUUGCUCUGGCUAAAACUCGCACUAAAUCGCCAAUCCCAUGUGUGGAGCCCACAGUUGCUGUGCCGAACAAGCCGGAUCUAUCGGAAAACUGGCGCAAACAUUUGCUGCCGUCGGGCAUGGAGUUUUUCAAGUGCCGCGUGACUUUCAUGGAGAACGAUGGACCCAUUUGGGUGGUGCACGUGGCGAAUGUGGAGGCCAUUGAGCGAAUGACGGUCAACAUGCAGCGCUGCAUGCAGAAUAAGAAGAUGAUUCGUAUGGAAGGAGUGCGGGAGGACACCCUCGUGGCCAUCAGUGUGGGCGACAAGGUCCAUCGCGGUCAUGUUUUGACGGUUUGCCAAAAGAAGCAAGAAGCCAAUGUCCGUAUGAUUGACCACGGUCAGAUAGUAGCUACACCGUUUCGGGAUAUCUACACCAUUGUGCCCAAGAUGGCCGAAAGCAAGGCGUUCGCUUUCCGUGUUCAAUUGCCCACGAACACUGGAGUUCAGGACAUUAAGAACUUGACGCUCCGUAUGUUGGGAACCAAAACCAGCGACGGAGCUUAUCACGUCCAUCUAAAGCCCAAGAUGAUAAUACCACUAAGUUUGCCCUUGGAGAUGCUGCAGCUUAAUCCAGAAGUCAAAGUCAUCCGGGUCUUUAAGGCAAAUCCAAAGCAUAACGAACCGCAGCUGGCCCUACUCCAGAUCAACGUGAUGGGCCAUGUCAACGCAGACUUAAACAACCGCAUAGCCGAGAAGCCAAGACAGCCAUUCACGCUGCCCUUCCCCGAGCAGAAAUCCAUCUUCUUUGCGGCCACCCGCACUAAAAAUGGUUAUCGGCGAGCUUUCCUAUUGGAUCAUAUCAUGAAACCGAGGCCAACCUAUUUGGUUUACGAAAUGGACGAGGGUAGAGUGUCCAUAGCCACCGAUCUGAGUCGUAUUCCCAGCGAACUACUUGGCCUGCCCAGUCGAGUGUUUGCCGCUCAGCUGGAGGACUCCGUACCCGAGGAGCUUGAGACUCAAGGUGCAGAACUCACGGUCAAGUUUAAGCUGGAUAAUAAGCCGCCCAAGGAAAAGUUACGCGCGGCGAAUGCCGCCUUGAAUUCCAAGGGCGAGCAGAUAUGUAUGGCCCGUCUGAUCACUUUCUUGGGUCAGAUUUCAUAUUUAGGCCACAAGUACUGGCGUGAACCCAUCGUCCAUGAUUCCAUCGUAUUCAUUUCCCACUUGGUCAGCUUUAAGGAGGUAUACAUCAGCACUCCAGACGCCAAGCAGUAUGCGGAAAUUUUCAAGCGCCUGGAGUACAAGUGCGCUACCAUUACCAAAUCUAGUGAUGUUUCCGUUGGCAGCAUCGUGCUCGUUGUCUCCAAGCAGAUGGGUCACUUCCGGGGCGAGAUAUUGAGUAAGGAUAGUGGAUUGUUCGAAGUAAUGAACGUUGAUACUGGUGCCACCCAAAAGGUGGAGUUGGCGGAAAUACGCAGCUCCUGUCGCUUCCUGGAGAAUUUGCCCGUAUGUCUGAUGCGUGUACAGUUGCAGAAUGUCUGCAAUAUUCCGGAUGCAGCUGUGCCAGUUAACAAUGCGGCCAUUCAAAUGCUGCACAAGCUCUGCGCCCAAAAAGAACUGCUAAAAUUGAACAUGGUAGAUGCAACUACAUCGACCGUGGACCUGCUGUUCAGCUCCGGCGAUUCGCGCUCCUUGACGACCCAAAUGUUGCCUCUUAUAUUUACACCGGUACAGGAAAAAGCAGAAGUUGCACCACCGAAGGCUGCUUCUACUCCGAGUCAAUUGCCUGUUGUAACUCACAAACAGCAGAAGGUGUCUCCACAGUCUCUACUUCUGCUGGAUCUGCCUCCACUGCCGCCCUCUCCACCGGAGUCGCCUUUUCCUGCCGACGUGACAAGUACAAAGUCAGCUUCCCACGUUCUGCCCAUUAAACGCUUCCUUUUCGACGCUUUGCCCAAGAAUCUAGCUCCUUUAGGCGACAAGGUCAACCUAAUCCUUAUGAACGCUGACGGAUUGCCGCAAACUGGCUACAUCACCGCCGCCUACUUCAAGGACGAAAAGGCGGCCAAGGAAUUUGAAAAAAUCCUUAGCUUGACAUCAAGUCAGGGAGCAUGUGACCACAAUGUUGUUCCGGGUUACGUACCAAACGUUGGUGAACUGUGCCUGGCGAUCUACAGCGAAGAUAAGAACUGGUAUCGCGGAGUCUGCCAGGAGGUUAAGGACAAUAUGGUCAAAAUUCUAUUCUGCGAUUUUGGAAAUACGGAAUAUGUGGCCGUGAGACACGUGAAACCGAUUUCACAGGAUUUGCUAAUUGCCGUCAAUGUCACAAAGUGCUAUAUAAAUGGCUUCGACAAAUCAAAGAAUUUUGCGGCUCUGGAGCAGUUUCUUGUGCGUAAGAUUCGAUUCUUAUGCGGAGUUAAGAAAGGCCCUGAACCCGAUACUCGUCUCAUUACAAUUCCGGAUAUGGAGACUAUUCUAAACACACCAGUUGCAUAAUUUAACUUAAGAACUCGCAUUCCUUCAUAUGACUUUAGCAUUAAGUGUACACCAAAAGUGUAUGUUCAAACAUUAUUUCGAUAUUCGAUAUAAGUUUCGACCACAGUGUAUUUUCGAACAUGAUUUUGACAAUUAUUCGCUUACAUUUAUUCCAGCACAGAGUGAUUCGACUAAGAGACUUGACACCAUAUAAAGAUGUUGAUCGUUCAUACAG